AUGUAUCAAACUUAUCGUUCCCUUAUUUUUAACGGCAAACGAAUGAGUGACGACAUAUUGCCUAAACCUGAUAUAUCUAUCCUAGUCUGUUCGUAUCUAUCUAUCUAUCUAUCUAUCUAUCUUAUCUGUUCGGAUCUAUCUAUCUAUCUAUCUAUCUAUCUAUCUAUCUAUCUAUCCGAAUGGGUUCAUUAUCUAUCUGAAUGUGUUAAUUAUCUAUCUAUCUAUCUAUCUAUCUAUCUAUCUAUCUAUCUAUCUAUCUAUCCGAAUGGGUUCAUUAUCUAUCUGAAUGUGUUAAUUAUCUAUCUAUCUAUCUAUCUAUCUAUCUAUCUAUCUAUCUAUCUAUCUAUCUUUCCGAAUGGGUUCAUUAUCUAUCUGAAUGUGUUAAUUAUUAUCUAUCUAUCUAUCUAUCUAUCUAUCUAUCUAUCUAUCUAUCCGAAUGGGUUCAUUAUCUAUCUGAAUGUGUUAAUUAUCUAUAUAUCUAUCUAUCUAUCUAUCUGA
Acanthosepion pharaonis is the source of this 498-nucleotide messenger RNA. The record is from the annotation of a GenBank genome assembly. Lineage: Eukaryota; Metazoa; Mollusca; Cephalopoda; Sepiida; Sepiidae.